Molecule: messenger RNA, 528 nt
Organism: Penicillium waksmanii
Lineage: Eukaryota; Fungi; Ascomycota; Eurotiomycetes; Eurotiales; Aspergillaceae
Exons: 2
Coding region: 1-528 (175 amino acids)
Source: RefSeq, a predicted model, not a curated record
AUGAAAGAUGGUCACGCCUCUUCUGAAUAUUAUAGUGCGAUCUUUUUCUCCAACCAAUUUCAAGAGCGAGUCAAGAGUGAAUCCUUUACAAAUAACUUCAAGGAGUAUGUCGGAAUUGAUCAAUAUGACGAUGAGUGUGACUUCGAAGUUGAACUACAAGGAGAGCUUAACCGAGCCCCCAAGCUCCAAUACAACGUGCCUUAUCUUAUCCGCACAGUCAAGCACCAACGCUAUCUGUGUGCAGAUACAUCUGGCAGCUACAAAGAAACAUUCUUCGGUUACAUGUUUUAUGCUCGAAAGAGUCGUGCUAGCAAGUUCAUGUUUAGACAGGCUGGCGCAAGGCAGGUGAAGGGUGACAUUGAUAACGGCAAGGAGGUUGAAUUGACUCUAUGUGAUGAAUCUGGAAGCCCUAUUGCUAUGGUGCAGCGCUAUGAGGGUGAUGGUUCGACCCUGAUGCUGAGCAAGUUUGGAGUGCACGGAGACUUCAGUGUGGAAAACAACGCAUAUAUGACAUAUAUCGAAGAGUAG